AAGCAGAGAUCCUCUUCCACCCGGUUCCCCCAGCCAAAGGCCAGGAGAGAGAGAAUUCAAAUUUUACUUAUCUGCAGCAGAUGGAAGUGGAUAGUCUAACAUCCACUAAGAAAUAUGCUGCUGAUAUUUCUUCCAUUAGAGAAGCACAACUCCGUAUCAAUUCAUAUGCGCACAAAACUCCAGUCCUUUCCUCAGAAACCUUAAAUUCCUUCUGUGGAAGAAAGCUAUAUUUUAAAUGUGAAUGUUUCCAAAAGGGUGGAGCAUUUAAAUUUAGAGGGGCCUGCAAUGCAAUAUUGUCACUUGAUGAUAGUCAGGCAGCAAAAGGGGUGGUAACUCAUAGCAGCGGUAAUCAUGCUGCAGCACUUUCUCUGGCUGCAAAAAUACGCGGCAUUCCUGCGUAUGUUGUCGUGCCUAAAAAUGCUCCAAAAUGCAAAGUGGAGAAUGUCAGGCGUUAUGGUGGCCAGAUUAUCUGGAGUGAGGCUGCCAUUGAGUCCAGGGAGGAAACUGCAACAAAGGUACUACAAGAAACCGGUGCUGUGAUGAUUCAUCCAUAUAAUGAUGGACGAAUUAUAAGUGGGCAAGGUACUAUUUCACUGGAGCUCUUGGAGCAGGUGCUAGAAAUUGACACAAUCAUAGUCCCAGUUAGCGGUGGUGGAUUGAUUUCUGGGGUGGCUAUAGCUGCUAAGUCCCUAAAACCUUCCAUUCGAAUUUUGGCAGCUGAACCUAAGGGAGCAGAUGAUGCAGCUCAGUCAAAAGCAGCUGGUGAGAUUGUUAAAUUACCUGAAACGAAAACCAUAGCUGAUGGGCUUCGAGCUUUUCUUGGAGAAUUCACAUGGCCUGUUGUCCGGGAUUUGGUUGAUGAUAUCAUUGUGGUUGAGGAUGGUGAGAUAGUGGAAGCCAUGAGGCAUUGUUAUGAGAUUUUGAAGGUUGCAGUUGAGCCAAGUGGAGCCAUUGGUCUUGCAGCUGUAUUAUCUGAUAGCUUCAGGAACAAUCCUGCUUGGAAGGACAGCGAGCAUAUAGGAAUAAUAGUUUCAGGGGGCAAUCUCGAUUUGGGCAUACUUUGGGAUUCCCUGUGCAAAGCAGAAUUGUAACAUAUUCUGCCAUGCUUCUCAUCACAGCAAAAGUUGCAGUGGCUGGAUCCUGCUUUGUCAUUCUUAAACUUGCUCAACCAUUAUUAUCAGAAGAUGUUUAUUGUCACCAGACUCAAACGGGCCAAUACUAGCAAAUCGUUGCAUCUUU
This is a messenger RNA of Coffea eugenioides, 1239 nucleotides long. Its product is annotated as serine racemase. Bases 81 to 1091 code for a protein of 336 amino acids. Lineage: Eukaryota; Viridiplantae; Streptophyta; Magnoliopsida; Gentianales; Rubiaceae. Gene Ontology annotation, molecular function: serine racemase activity; L-serine ammonia-lyase activity; D-serine ammonia-lyase activity. Gene Ontology annotation, biological process: pyruvate biosynthetic process; L-serine metabolic process; D-serine biosynthetic process. The record is from RefSeq and is a predicted model, not a curated record. The transcript has 7 exons.